AAUUCCAUGGAUUUUCUACUUUGGAACAAUCACCAGUAGACAGAAAACCUAAAAAGAUGGAGCUGGGAAAGGCAAAGCUGCUGAGAACUGGUCUCAAUGCUUUAUAUCAAGCCAUCCACCCUGUGCAUGGAAUCGCCUGGACAGAUGGGAAGCAAGUGAUACUGACUGCCUUGUACUACCAGAAUGGAGAGCUGAAGUUUGGAGACUCGAGUGUUGUCGGUCAGUUUGAACACGUGCAUGGGCUUUACUGGGGCCCGUGUUGCUCUACAGAGACACCAGCUCUGCUUGCUGUUCAGCACAAAAAGCACGUGAGCGUUUGGCAGCUUGGCGGCAGCAGUGCCGAGAAGAACAAACCCUUGGUUUCUCAGACCUGUGAAAUUGGUGAGCCGUUUCCACUGCUUUCCCAGGGCUGCGUGUGGCAUCCAAAACAGGAGGUCUUGGCUGUGCUUACAAAGAGAGAUGCUUCAGUCUUGCAUGCUGUUCGUAUGGACAAUAGUAGAGUUAAGGCAGACAUCAAAAGCAGUGGGCUUAUUCACUGCGCUUGCUGGACUAAGGAUGGCAAUCGUUUGGUAGUUGCUAUAGGCAGUGCCCUGCAUUCCUAUAUUUGGGAUGAUGCUCAGAAAACUCUAAAUGUCUGCUCCUUUUGCCCAGUCUUUGAUGUGGGAGGUUAUAUCUGCGCUAUGGAAGCCACACUGGAUUUCCAAAUUGCUGUAGCUACUGAGCUUCCUUUAGAUAACAUCUGCGGUUUGAAUGCGGGCAUUACGUUUGAUAUGCCAUCUGGCAGCGAAACUGGUUCUUUAAUCUCACAGUCUACGGUGUUUGGUGAUGAGGAAUACUCCAUGGACCUGCGACGAAGGUCCACAGAUUCAGACAGGUCAGUCACCGUCGAUUCAAUAGCUUCUUCUUCAUCGGGUCCUGUGGAUUUAACCCACACCCUUGCAAACCACCGGCGGUCUGAUCCCGGUCCUCUCAUUACUCUGAAACGCAAAGACUCUGCAACAAUAAAUGGUCAAGAUUCUUCUUACCUGAUCUUGGUGACUUUUGAGAGAAAGGUAACCACCACCAGAAAAGUCAACAUCCCAGGUAUUCUGGUUCCUGACAUAAUGGCUUUUGACCUUCGAGCUCAGAUUGUGGCAGUAGCCUCUAAUACUUCUAACAUUGUUUUGGUAUAUUCAGUGACCUCUUCCUGCAUGCCCCAUAUUCAACAAAUCCAGCUGGAAAAAAAUGAAAGACCAAAGGGCCUGUGCUUUUUGACUGAUAAGCUCCUGUUGAUUCUCAUCGGGAAGCAAAAGUUCCCCGAGCCUAACUUCAUUCCCUCUUCGAGUUCAGACAGGUACGUAAUGCGUCUGAUGACCAAAGAACUGAUGCUGGAAGAAGAUUCUUCAGCACUACCAGACACUAAGCAACAUAUGCUUUAUAGCUUUGUAUCCUCUGUGAACAUACCUGGAAAAAGGAAGUUCUUUGAAAAUCUUGCCAUGGAAGACCAAGCUCCAAGCAGGGAGCUGUUAAUACCAAGAAGCACAGUUAUUCAGUCUCCUAGUGGCAGGAGAAGACUCAUUGAAGAAGUGAAGAGCCCUAGUUAUGAGCAGAGCUCUUCCUCAAGUGUUAGUGACCUAGAUGAGAAAAAGCUCCCAGGUGAUGCCUCCGUUGCCUUGGAAAAUUUGGAUGCUGAACCUAUCAAUCGUUCAAUAGCUCUUCUUGGUUUUGGAACACCUGCUAGGCCUUCCAGUAGACCAGCUUCCCCUAAAGUGCAGUUCAGUGUGAUCCAAGAAACAUCGAGUUCUAAAAAUAACAAUUUGCCAAGUGAAAGAGGAAUGAGUCACAUAUCUAGAAAUUUAGAGAGACUUUGCGGCAGCUUCAACGAGUUACAGCUGAGUCUUUCUGAAAUAACAGACCUCGCUAAAAAUGGGAGAAGGGUAUCUUUAGCCUAUCCGUGUUCACAGGAACCGCCGGUUGUUCAUAUCACGUAUCAGGUAAUUUUUUCAUCAACUUACAAAUAUUGUGAUAAGCCACUGAACUUUAAAACAAUGUUUUAUUUAUAUGGCUUUAGAUCAAUAGGAUGCAGUUUAAUUCUUACCAACCCAUGA
Molecule: messenger RNA, 2087 nt
Organism: Cygnus olor (mute swan)
Lineage: Eukaryota; Metazoa; Chordata; Aves; Anseriformes; Anatidae
Product: WD repeat and coiled-coil-containing protein-like
Exons: 1
Coding region: 57-2087 (676 amino acids)
Molecular function (GO): kinase binding
Source: RefSeq, a predicted model, not a curated record